This is a messenger RNA of Drosophila novamexicana, 2380 nucleotides long. Its product is annotated as LIM homeobox transcription factor 1-beta. The transcript has 6 exons. Gene Ontology annotation, biological process: regulation of transcription by RNA polymerase II; neuron differentiation. NCBI's taxonomy places the organism in Eukaryota, Metazoa, Arthropoda, Insecta, Diptera, Drosophilidae. Gene Ontology annotation, molecular function: RNA polymerase II transcription regulatory region sequence-specific DNA binding; DNA-binding transcription factor activity, RNA polymerase II-specific. Gene Ontology annotation, cellular component: nucleus. The record is from RefSeq and is a predicted model, not a curated record. The coding region runs from base 79 to 1755 and encodes 558 amino acids.
CGGGGCGAAGAUGGCUAAGAAGCUGCCACCCAAAGUAAAUGCCAACUAAGUGGCCCGGCCGCCUGCACUAAUUUUCCAAUGGACAUCAAAUGUCAACAGCAGCAGCAGCAGCAUCCCCACCACCAACACCACCAACAGCAGCAGCAGCAGCAGCAGCAUGUAACUGGAGCUGGACACACGCAGCAGCCGGCCGCAGGACCCAUUGCAAUGGGGCACAAUCAACUGCUGUUGCACGGAAAUGAGCGCAUGUUAACAACAACAACUACAACGGCAACAACAGCAACUGCGUCCUGUCAGCCAACAGCCAGCAAGACAGCAGCAGGAGCUGCAGGAGCAGCAGCAGGAGCCAACUCCCACAAUGACAAAAUGGCGUCAGCCAGCCGAAAUGUCAACGGAAGUUGUAUCAACCACAGCAGCAGCAUGGCCACCGCACAACAACAAGCUCUGACGUUGACAAUGACUAGACAGGGACCGGGGCCGGGUCCACCAAUGCAGCUGAGCCAACGCGUCACCUUGGGCGAGUGCAGCCUCAAUGACUUGGAUGGCUUUUCGGCGCCCACGGCGCCGCCGACAUCCUCAACAGCACCGCACACACCGCAAGCGCCUCAGCUGCAGCAGCAGCACACGGUCAUGGGCAUGGCCAUGGCAGGGGAUGUAGCCAUGAGCAUGGGCAUUAGCAUGGGUCCAGCGCUCAACCAGUGCACCUACUGCUGCCAGCCAAUUUGUGAUCGUUAUAUCAUGCGCGUGGUGGACAACUCGUUUCACGAGGGUUGCCUCAAGUGCACCGCCUGCUCGCUGCAUCUUGUGCACUCCUGCUAUGCGCGGGACGGCAAGCUCUACUGUCGCAUUGACUACGAAAGACUCUACUUGCGUAAUCGUUGCCUUGGCUGCGGCCAUAAAAUUGCCGCCGAUGAACUUGUGAUGCGCUCGCAGGAGAAUAUCUUCCAUCUGAAGUGCUUUGCCUGCGUCGUCUGCGGGGCGCUGCUGAAGAAGGGCGAGCAGUACGUGGUCAAGCAGGGUCAGCUCUUCUGCCGCUUCGACUAUGAGAAGGAGGUGGAGAUGCUACAGGGCUAUGAUUAUUAUGGUGAUGACCUGUUCCCACCGAAAAUGGAUGGACGACGGGGCCCCAAGCGACCACGUACCAUACUGAACACCCAGCAGCGGCGCGCGUUCAAGGCGUCCUUUGAAGUAUCGCCCAAGCCCUGUCGAAAAGUGAGAGAGAAUCUGGCCAAGGACACGGGCCUGAGUCUGAGGAUUGUACAGGUCUGGUUUCAAAAUCAGCGUGCCAAAGUUAAGAAAAUACAGAAAAAGGCCAAACAGGAGCCGCCGGCCAAGGGUGUCAGCGACACGCACUCACAGGACUCACAGGAGUCGCAUGACAGCAGCUUGACACCAAAAAUCAAGGACGAAGCGCACAGUGAUAGCGAGUCGCAACAAGAGUCGCCAUUCUCCACAAACUCUGACGGACUGACGAGGCUGCGUUGCAACAUCAAGGACGAACAGGAGCAGGGUACUUUAAGCUGUAUGGAGACCAACAAGGAAAACUGCAACAAGAACAGUGAGCCCAUCCUGAACACCAUUCUUGGCCUGAGCUAUGCCACUUUUCAGCAGCUGAUGGGUCCCUUCACGCAAACGCCAAUGAUCAAUCCGAUCGAUCGGCUUUACAGCAUGCAGAGCUCCUAUUUCAGGCCCGAAGAGCUGGGCGCCUACGGCGAAUGCGGCGGUGGCAGCAGCAAGGAAUCCAUGGACCACUAGUCUCGCCUGCAGAUUGCAACAAUUUUAAGCCAAAAUCAAAAUUAGUAUUUGUAAAAUAAACAAAAUGUUAAUGUGCUAGAAACUCGCUUGAGAUAGUGGUGCGGAACCUUUCGCUAAAUGCAGCAGCACGUGCAGAACCCAACCCCGAGCCCGAGCCAGAUCCCAAUACGGUGCGGAGAUCCGGUGCAACCACCCAGCGCAAGGUUGCGAGACUUUUUGGUUGUCCUGCAGGUGCAGCCUUCGAAAUUCGUUCCACUCAGUUGACAAGAACAAAGCAUUUAACACAGCAGCAGCCACAACCACCCCGAGAUGGGCAUAAUGCUUAAAAUGGGCGUAAAAUACCGAUUCGUCAGGCAUUGUUCGACCGCAUUCUAUGUGUGCGCCCGGAUCCCGACCCUGUUGACAGCGCCGGCCUGUCAAUGUCAACGCUGACUCAAGCGACCCCCAUCAUCCCCCAUCAACCAAUCCGCCACCAAGCCUGGCUGAAAGCGGGGGCGACUUACUAUUGGCAUGCAAUAACUGUAAGGGGGCGGGGCCAGAACAGAGCAUUGAAUUCAAUUCAAAUCAUGAAAAAAAAACUAAAAUUAAUUGUGCUAGUAAAUGAAAAGAGCUCAUGAUUAUUUGA